Episyrphus balteatus (marmalade hoverfly) is the source of this 1283-nucleotide messenger RNA. RefSeq names its product lipase 3-like. The transcript is spliced from 3 exons. Bases 54 to 1247 code for a protein of 397 amino acids. Gene Ontology annotation, biological process: lipid metabolic process. The record is from RefSeq and is a predicted model, not a curated record. Gene Ontology annotation, molecular function: hydrolase activity, acting on ester bonds. NCBI's taxonomy places the organism in Eukaryota, Metazoa, Arthropoda, Insecta, Diptera, Syrphidae.
GCCCUUCCACAAAUGUUAUCGAUUAGUUUUAGACGUGUAAUUAAGUCGUUACGAUGAAGGCCGUUCUGGCAUUAAUAAUUUCGUUGCUAAUUGGUACGGCUUCAGCCAGUCCGCUUUUGACCACUGCCCAGAGAGUUGCAAAGUACAAUUAUCCAGUGGAGACGCAUAAAGUUCAAACUUCCGAUGGCUACAUUCUCACCAUGUUUCGGAUUCCCUAUUCACCGAAGUUGAAGAAUCAAAAUGAACACAGACCAGUUGUGUUUUUGCAACAUGGACUUUUGAGUUCUUCGGAUUGCUUCAUUCUCAAUGGACCCAAUAAUGCAUUGGCAUAUCUUCUAGUCGACGCAGGCUAUGAUGUUUGGUUGGGAAAUAACCGUGGAAAUAUGUAUUCAAAGAAACAUGCCAAAAUUUCAAGCCUUUUACCGAGUUUCUGGGAUUUCACUUGGAAUGAAAUUGCUCUAAUGGAUUUACCAGCAAUGAUUGACUAUGUGCUGUUUCACACUAACGAAAAAGCUCUUCAUUACGUUGGUCACUCACAAGGCACAACAAUAUUUUUCGUCCUCAUGUCCGAAAUGCCUGAAUAUAAUGCUAAGAUCAAGACCUCUCAUAUGCUAGCUCCAGUUGUGUAUAUGAAUCAUAUGACAAGUCCAAUGGCCAAAAUUAUGGGACCAAUGCUAGGCUGGUCGAGUACACUGAUUAAAAUGAUGAUGGGAAAUACCGAAUUUAUGCCAAACAAAAAACUCAUUUCAAUGUUGGGCUCACAAGCUUGUAAAGAUUCAUCAAUUUUGCAGUCAAUGUGUGGGAAUGUUUUAUUCCUUAUGGCUGGUUGGAAUUCAAAACAUUUAAACACAACUUUGCUACAAGGAGUUGUGGAAACUCAUCCAGCUGGCUCAUCUACUGGUCAAUUUAUACACUAUUUACAAGAAUAUCAAUCUGGAAAGUGGAGAAAAUAUGAUUACGGGAAAUUGAUGAACUUUUGGAAAUAUAGCCAAUGGUCGCCACCAAAUUAUAAUGAAAAAAAUAUCAUUGCACCAGUUCGAUUGUAUUACAGUGAUAAUGAUUAUUUUGCUUCGGUGAUUGAUGUUCAAAAAUUGAUACGAGUGUUACCAAAUUGUGUGGAGAGUUUUCAUGUUCCAUAUCCGAAAUUCAAUCAUUUGGACUUUUUGUGGGCAAUGGAAGUGAAACCGUUGUUAUAUGACAGGAUUUUAAAUGUUACCAAUCGUUUUGAAAGAACUGGCAAACAGUAAAUUUAACAAAUUUUUAAAAAGAUGUGAUUUUUUGUU